AUGUUACAGAAAAACAUCGUGGAAGAAUCAGACAUCUCAAGACUACCAUACUUGCAAGCUACCAUCAAGGAAGUGUUCCGCCAUCACCCUCCCGCACCUCUCUUAUCUCCUCAUGUCGCGGAGGAUGAAGCUCGAGUCAAUGACUAUAUAAUCCCCAAAAAUGCAAAAAUAUUUGUCAAUGUUUGGGCAAUCAUGAGAGAUCCAAGCAUCUGGAACGAUCCGGAGAGCUUUGAGCCUGAACGAUUUUUAAAUAACGACAUAAAUUUUGGAGGGCAGCAUUUGGAGCUAAUUCCAUUUGGUUCAGGACGGAGAAUUUGCCCGGGCUUUCCAAUAGCUAACCUCAUGUUCCACUCCAUGGUGGCAACGAUGUGUCACAACUUUGAUUGGAAACUUGAAAAAGGGGCAGAAUCCAAAAAACUCCAAAGAGAAGAGAUUUUCGGACAAGUACUGCAGAAGAAAACCCAUCUUAGAGCAAUUCCCAUCAAGGUUUAA
Molecule: messenger RNA, 492 nt
Organism: Salvia hispanica
Lineage: Eukaryota; Viridiplantae; Streptophyta; Magnoliopsida; Lamiales; Lamiaceae
Source: RefSeq, a predicted model, not a curated record